CCGAAGAAGAAAAUUGAAACUUUUGGCUGAGGGGGGGUGCAAUGCACGAGGAGUUGGAGUUUUGGCCCCGGUUGCCACGGCCACGGAAUCAACAAAGUGGUUUUUGAAUGAAAAGUCUCGACAGUCAUCCGAGUGGUACAAUGCAGAGGAGAUCGUUCUCGCACAAGAGAGUGGAUUCCUUCCACUCGUUCACCACUCCCAAGACAAAAUCGGCGCCCAUCAAGAACGAAUGGGGAGAGAACUUCAUCAUGGACAGGUGUGGUCUGCCUUGCGUGCCGUCGCUCAAGGGCCGCGAAAACGUCCAGUUCGUUUCGCUCCAACACAAUUUGAUCUGCCGGAUCGAUUCGCUGUCCUCCUUUCGGAUGCUCAAAGUCCUGAACCUCUACGACAACAAAAUCGAACGGAUAUCGGGCCUGGACACGCUCGCCUCACUUCGAGUGUUGAUGCUCGGUAAAAACAGAUUGAAAACGACGGAAGGGCUGGAGUCGUUGCAGAGCCUCGACAUUUUGGACUUGCACGGCAACCAGAUCACGGCUUUGACGGGCAUGUCACGUCUGCGGACGUUGCGUGUCCUGAAUCUAGCGGCCAAUUCGCUCAAGAAGCUGCCCAGUCUCGACGGACUCUUGGCUCUCGAGGAGCUCAACGCCAAGCGAAACCGAAUCUGCAAGAUCGUGCCAGAAGUGGCCCACGCCAAGAGACUCGAAAGGCUCUACCUGAGCAACAACGAACUCCGCCGGUGGAAAACCCCCCCAACAAAAAAAGAAGUGGGUGCCAAUGACAUCACCACCGUCAUAUAGAGAGUUGGAAUUGGGACGAUGGACACAUCUAAAAAAAAAAGUUGUACACUUUCUCUCCCUGUCCCCACCGCUAACGAAAAGUCUUGGCCAGGAUGAGCUGAGAAAAGCCGAUAGACCGUCGGUCGCACGGCUGUGACGGGCCGAUAGUUGUGAACAUGUCGCAUGAAAAGGGAGAGAAAAAGAGCCAAAGUUGAUGGAGGUGGACGACGGACAGUGGCGUGCAGGUUGGAUUACGUAAUAGCAGAGGUGACUAGUGGAAUCGUUUGUUUGCGUUGGCUGCCCACCGGACUUUCAAGUAGUGGACAACCGGGGACGUCCUCCUGACCCCUCCCAAGACACAAGAGACGGACG
Molecule: messenger RNA, 1148 nt
Organism: Daphnia pulex (common water flea)
Lineage: Eukaryota; Metazoa; Arthropoda; Branchiopoda; Diplostraca; Daphniidae
Product: leucine-rich repeat-containing protein 49-like
Exons: 4
Coding region: 108-797 (229 amino acids)
Molecular function (GO): protein binding
Source: RefSeq, a predicted model, not a curated record